CUUUUUAGGGUUUGGCGAUCGAUCGGACCUUCGUGGCUCCUCUAGCUUCGCAUUUUGCCCCCUCGUACGUUUCUAAUGUGCAGAUCUGUGUUGCUGUUGUAUUUUUCUUUCUUUCGAAUGUUUUGUGACGAGAAUCCGUUACUUGUUGCUACUUUUUUUUCUCAGUCUAUGUUGCGUGGAGUUCGGGAGUUAAGGUGUCCAUAGCAAAGCUUGCCAUACAUCAUGGCGGCCCCUGCCGGUGCGAUCCAAAAGGUUCUUGAGGAAACUUUGGCAACUGCCGCAAAAGCUAUAGAAGACCAACUAGAUGACGAAUUAGCAAAGCUGGACAAGUUAGAGGAUGACGACCUAGAGAGGUUACGUGAGAAAAGAAUUCAACAGCUAAAGAAGCAAGCAACCAUGCGGCAGCAAUGGCUGGGACAAGGACAUGGUGAAUACCAGGAGAUUUUCAAUGAGAAAGACUUCUUUGCGAAAGUGAAGACAAGUGAUCGCGUUGUAUGCCACUUUUAUCGCGAGAAUUGGCCGUGCAAGGUGAUGGACAAGCAUUUGUUAGUGCUUACCAAGCAGCACUUGGAGACGAAAUUUUUGAAGAUCAACGCGGAGAAAAGCCCUUUCCUCACAGAAAGAUUGAAGAUCUUUAUGCUGCCAACUCUCGCAUUGGUGAAGAAGGGCAAAGUGGAGGAUUAUGUGGUUGGAUUUGAUGAGCUUGGAGGUACGGACGACUUCAGCACGGAGGAUCUUGAGGAUAGGUUAGCAAAGUCCGGUGUUAUUUAUGGUGCAGAAGGCCGAGUUGCGCGCCCUGUAGCUUCACAGUCAAAGCGUAGUGUCCGACAAGGGACCAGCUCUUACAGCGGAGACAACUCUGAUGAUGAGGAAUAGCUGUGUGUCAACAGUGUAGAUUUCUGACGACAGCCCCUUGUCUUGUACAAUACUUAACUGUGAGGUUGUUCACCUGCCAACGUCAUAUUCUGCUUGCCAAUUCAUGGUGUAAUCAUGUGAUUACAACUUAGAAUGAUUUUGUAGAUUUUGUCCGAGGGCUAUUAAAUGAUUGCGAACCUCCACAAACAUUGUGAGGGUUCGAGUAGAUUUUAUGAGCGUUAAACCAGAAUUUUCUCAAUCUAUGAUGAACACUGCAGAAUUUGGAACAGAUCUCAAUACGCGGCGGUGAUCCUUUGAAAUUUUUAUGGGUGUGGUUCAAUCAUCACCGACUGUUUCAUC
Molecule: messenger RNA, 1215 nt
Organism: Physcomitrium patens
Lineage: Eukaryota; Viridiplantae; Streptophyta; Bryopsida; Funariales; Funariaceae
Product: thioredoxin domain-containing protein 9 homolog
Source: RefSeq, a predicted model, not a curated record